This is a messenger RNA of Cotesia congregata, 1143 nucleotides long. Lineage: Eukaryota; Metazoa; Arthropoda; Insecta; Hymenoptera; Braconidae. The record is from the annotation of a GenBank genome assembly.
CGAGUUUUAGAGAUAUUAAACAAAUAUGCCCCUGAAAUUACCAUUAAAGUGACUGGAAAUUCAAACUCCUGGAUUACCAAAGAACUUAAAUAUAAAUGUCAUGAGCGUGAUUCUCUCUAUAAGAGAGCAAAAAGAACUAAAAAUCAAGAUUUACUUGCUCUUUAUAAGGAUAUGAGAAAGAAACUAAAAUUAGAAUUAAAUAAUGCUCGUGAAAGCUAUUUAAAAAGUCAACUAACUACUGUAUCACCUGAUAUUGUUGAUGUAACAAAAGCUCUACAUCUAACACUUCAAAAGACAAAAGGGAAAAGUCCUGAUGGCUUAAAUCUGAGUUGGUUACUAAUCGAAGCAAUUAGAUUAGUAACAAUUGAUGGGAUUGCUGAUUGGGCUAUAGAUCAUGGAUUACAGGUAAACUUAAAUAAAACAAAAUCUUUGAUAAUAGGGUCAAACAGUAAACUAAAAUCAUUAAACAUUGACUCGCUACCACCCAUUAUUAUCAACAAUGUUCCUUUACCGUAUGUAAGCCAAACAAAAUGUCUGGGCUUAUCGUUAAACAAUGAUCUCUUAUGGAAAAAUUAUGUUUCACAAACUGUUAGAAAAGUAAAUGCUGUUCUCUAUACAUUAAAAAGUCGGAAAAAUAUUUAUACUACUGCUAUCAGAAAACUUCUAGUCACUGCAACUAUUCUUCCUCUUAUUGAUUAUUGUACUGUAGUGCUUAUUGAUGCCACAGCUGACAAUAAUCUAAAAUUACAGCGAGCAUUAAAUAGUUCAAUACGAUUUAUUUAUAAUCUAAAGAGAGAUGAACAUAUUACUCCAUACAGACGUAAAUUAAAUUGGUUAUCUGUGAAGUCAAGACGUCUAUAUUAUUUAAUCACUUAUUAUUAUAAACUAUUGCAAACAGGAAAACCUAGUUACCUUAGGGAAUUAUUUGUUGAAGAUGAAGCUAGACGUUCUGAAAGAUUAGCUAUAAAAACAAAUAAUGUAAAUUUUGAAUUGCCAAAUUUUUCUACAAAUUAUCUUGAAAAUUCAUUUGUAGUAACUACAAUACGUUUGUGGCAAAAUUUACCUGCAGAAAUUGCGAAUGCAAGCAGUCUAGAAGUGUUUAAAACAAAGAUCUAUGACUAUUUCUUGGAACUUGACUUUCAG